Messenger RNA from Zymoseptoria tritici IPO323, 1083 nucleotides. RefSeq lists its product as uncharacterized. Lineage: Eukaryota; Fungi; Ascomycota; Dothideomycetes; Mycosphaerellales; Mycosphaerellaceae. Gene Ontology annotation, molecular function: magnesium ion binding. Gene Ontology annotation, biological process: L-serine biosynthetic process; dephosphorylation. The record is from RefSeq and is a predicted model, not a curated record. Gene Ontology annotation, cellular component: cytoplasm. Bases 1 to 1083 code for a protein of 360 amino acids. The transcript has a single exon.
AUGCAUCUCCAGUCUAGCAUCCUCGUAGCAGCGCUGUGCGCACUGUGCUCUGCUCAUUCUCCCCCCUCACAAUAUGCUCCAGUCAACUUCACCCACUGGCCGGAAGAGGCCGCCAUCUCGCUCAACAAGAUGAUCGCAGCGAAUGCGAACCAGAGCAACUUUGCCGCGUUCGACAUGGAUAACACGAGCUACCAAUUUGAUCUGGAGGAAUCGCUGCUUCCAUUCCUGGAGAACAGAGGCAUCCUCACUCGCCGGACCAUGGACUCCACGCUCAAGCUCAUCCCGUUCAAGGACACCGAGGAAUACACGGAGACGCUCUUCAGCUACUACUACCGUCUGUGCGAGCUUGACGACCUGAUCUGCUACCCGUGGGCUGCGCAGAUAUUCUCCGGCUUCAAUCUCCGCGAGCUCAAAGUCUACGUCGAUGAGCUCAUGUCUUACAACCAAACCAUCCCAACGCGAUAUUGGGAUGGCGAUGAAAUAGUAGACGACGAGAUCUCCCCGCCAGUCCUCCUCCCAGGCCAACAGGAGCUCUACAACGGCCUCAUGAACAACGGAAUCGAAGUCUACGUCCUCACCGCGGCCCACGAAGAGCUCGUGCGCAUGGUCGCCUCGGAUCCAAAGUACGGCUACAACGUCAAGCCAGAGAACGUCAUCGGCGUGACCACCCUCCUCGAAGACAGAAUCUCCGGCAACAAGACGACAUCCCGCAAGCAAAUCACCGAAGGCACGUACAACGAAACCGCCAACCUCGACUUGGUCGUCGGCACCUACCUCUGGACUCCAGCGACCUGGUUCUCCGGCAAGUGGGCGGCGAUAUUGACCUACAUCGACGAAUGGAAGUUGCCGAUCCUCGUGGCGGGUGAUAGUCCUGGAAGUGAUACGUACAUGCUGUUUCACGGCGUCGAUGUUGAGAAAGGUGGGAUUCACUUGUGGGUCAAUCGCUCUGCUGACCGGUUGGAGGAGUUGAACGAGUUGAUUGCUGAGGGCGCUGCUGGCCAGGUGGCGAACAAUCGGCCUGUGACGAUUGACAAGAACUGGAUUGUGGUCGAGCCGUAUGAGAUUGGUGGGAGGGCGAAUUGA